AGGAAAAGGUGGAGGAAGAGGAGGGAGGAGGCGGCUCCAUUCCUCAUUGUAUCCGGGUCACACGAGGAGCCACCUCCACCAGGACCACCGAGUCCCCAGCCUGGGCUCGCCGCAUCCCGCAGCUGACAGGAUGGCGGAUGGGAAGGAAAACGGCCUGGAGGAACCGGAAGGGUCUGAGCUGUGUCUGGACCCGUGUGAGGUGGAGAUCCCUCAAGAGCCAAACCCAACGGCGCAACGCGAGUGUGAGGGUCAACCACAAGAAGGCUCUGAAGAACCGAGCGAUGACUCCCGUGGACGCCCAUCACCAAGAAAGGGUGGGCGGCUGCGCCACGGGGGCCGUGCAACCAAGAGGACCUACGGCCGCGGCAAGAGCAGGAAGAACGUGGCAGAGAAGGCGGAAGAGGCCAUGCACAAGGGCCUCUAUAGCUGUCCCGACUGCGGGAAGAUCUUCACUCGGAGGUCCUUCCUCAUCCCCCACCAGCGCAUCCACACGGGUGAGAAGCCCUUCACCUGCCACGAGUGCGGGAAGGGCUUCCGCGUUGGCUCCUCCCUCAACAAACACCAACGGAUCCACACGGGGGAGAAACCCUACAAGUGUGGGGACUGCGGGAAGUGCUUCCGUCUCACCUCCACCCUCAGCACCCACCGCAAGAUCCACGCCGGGGGGAAGCCCUACGUCUGCCUGGUUUGCGGGAAGACCUUUCAGUUGAGCGCCUACCUCUUGGCCCACGAAGCCACCCACAGCGUGGACAACCCUUUCCAGUGUCUCGCCUGCGGGAAGAACUUCAGCCUGAGGAGGUACCUGGCCAUCCACCAGCGGAUCCACACGGGAGAGAAGCCCUUCAAAUGCUCGGUGUGCGGGAAGGGCUUCAACCGGAGGUCGACCCUCAUCGUUCACCACCGCGUCCACACCGGGGAGAAACCCUACAAGUGCCCCGAAUGCGGGAAGAGCUUCAUCAUGAGCUCAGACCUCCUCACCCAUCGGAGAAUCCACACCGGGGAGAAGCCCUACCGCUGCCUCGACUGCAACAAGAGCUUUCGGUUGAGCUCCCACCUUACGAGACACCAGCGAAGCCACACGGGGGAGAGACCCUACAAAUGUCUGGAUUGCGGGCAGAGCUACACGGACAGCUCUGGGCUCAUCAAACACAAGAAGAUGCACAUGGAGAAGAAGCAGAGGGCAUUGCAGGGAGGCCACCAAGGGGAAGGACGCUAUAAAUGUCCCUACUGUCCUAAGAGCUUCCAUGCAAAGUCAGCUCAGGUCCUUCACCGGGGCACCCACGUCGGAGAACGACCCUAUAGAUGCUCCAAGUGCGAGAAGGCCUUCAGCCACAGCGCCACCCUCCUGAAGCACCAACGUGUCCACACGGGGGAGAGGCCCUUCAAGUGUCCCAACUGCGAGAAGUGCUACAACGACAGCUCCACCCUUCGGAGACACCGGAGGAGCCACACCGAGGAGAAACCCUACAAGUGUCCCAGUUGCCAGGAGUGUUUCGGCGCCAUCGCGGCUCUCCUGAAGCACCAGAGGUUCCACACCGAGGGGAGACCUUUCCGCUGCUCCGACUGCGGCAAAAAUUUCCACUCCAAUUUUCUCCUCGUCACCCACCGGCGGAUCCACACGGGAGAAAAACCCUACACCUGUGAGGAAUGCGGUCGGAGCUUCAGCCGGAGCUCGAACCUGGUGGUGCACCAGCGGCUCCACGCUGGCGAGAAGCCCUACAAGUGCUUGGAGUGUGGGAAGACCUUCAGCAGGAGCUCCCACCUCAUCACCCACCAACGGCUCCACACGGGGGAGAAGCCCUACAAGUGUCCCGAGUGCGGGAAGAGCUUCAGCGACAGCUCCACCCUCAUCACCCACCAACGGCUCCACACCGGGGAGAAGCCCUACAAGUGCCCCGACUGCGGGAAGGGCUUCAACCAGAGCUCCAACCUCACGUCCCACCAACGCACCCACACCGGGGAGAGACCCUACAAGUGCCCCGAGUGCGGGAAGAGCUUCAGCGUCAGCUCCUACCUCAUCCGCCACCAGAAGAUCCACACCGGGGAGAGGCCCUACAAGUGUGAGGAGUGCGAGAAGACCUUCAGCCAGAGCUCCAGCCUCAUCAUCCACCAGCGGGUCCACACCGGGGAGAAGCCCUAUCGGUGCGUCGACUGUGGGAAGUGGUUUCGGAACAGCUCGGAUCUCAUCAGGCAUCAACGGACGCACACGGGCGAGAGGCCCUACCGCUGCCCCGACUGCGGGAAGAGCUUCAACCGCAGCUCCAACCUGAUGACCCACCAACGCAUCCACACCGGGGAGAAGCCCUACGAGUGUCCCGAGUGUGGGAGGAGCUUCACCGUCAGCUCUGCCUUGAUUAAACACCAAAGGACCCACCGGGAAGGGAAGCCCUACGAGUGUCCCGACUGUGGGAAGAGCUUUAUCCGCUGUUCCAACUUCAUUACCCAUCGGAGGACACACGUUGGGUAGAGUCUUGGUGACCCAUGUUGGGUAGAGAUGUGGUUGGUGGUCCCCACAUCUUCCUCAUUCCCCACAGGGACCUGGAUGGAGGGAGGAACAUCCAUUUGCUGAGGCGGGCUCAGCUGUGGGGCAGAAGUUCAUUAGGAAGAAGACACAUUGGCUUUAGACCCCCAUAAGUCACAUCUGCUCGGUCCAAUCAUUUCUUCUGGUGGCAUCAAGCAAGACCGGAUGGACCACAGUCUUCUUCCACAGCCAAAUGGUGGUUGGAUUUGGGCUCAGACCAAGAUUUUGAAGACACUCGGCUUCUUCAGGAAGGAAGAAAUGGGAUGAAAAUGGUCCCACAACCCUGUUGGGACCCACCAAGCUGAGUUCUUCUUGUUUAUUGCUUAUUUUUCCUCACGUAACGGGUUUUGGUGGUGGAACCUCUGUCCUGCCCACCUGUCUUUGGAUGAGUCAACUCUUGAGUUGGCCAAAAGACUUCAGAAGCUCCAGCAACAUCUUAGGGACAGAGAUGGACAUGGCCCAGCUCCACGUCUUGCUCUUGCUCCCUUUGUGCUGCCAAAAAUAAACCACAACCCAACCGCAA
Calidris pugnax (ruff) is the source of this 3044-nucleotide messenger RNA. RefSeq names its product zinc finger protein 239-like. Gene Ontology annotation, cellular component: nucleus. Gene Ontology annotation, molecular function: DNA-binding transcription activator activity, RNA polymerase II-specific; RNA polymerase II cis-regulatory region sequence-specific DNA binding; DNA-binding transcription repressor activity, RNA polymerase II-specific. The record is from RefSeq and is a predicted model, not a curated record. Bases 131 to 2467 code for a protein of 778 amino acids. NCBI's taxonomy places the organism in Eukaryota, Metazoa, Chordata, Aves, Charadriiformes, Scolopacidae. The transcript has 3 exons. Gene Ontology annotation, biological process: regulation of immune system process; regulation of cytokine production; negative regulation of transcription by RNA polymerase II.